AUGCAGUUGAUCUCCGCCACGUCCAUACUGAUUCUUCUGGCUUCGGUUUCUGCUCAAUAUUUCCCCGCCACUCCGAAGAAUGUGACUGUUGUCAAUUCGCAGAUCGAAGAUGGGGUUUUGAUCUCAUUCAAAGAGCCGGAAAUAUGCGAAACGACUCCUGGGGUACGAUCAUAUGCUGGUUACGUCCAUCUACCUCCUGGCAUCCUGGAUGAUCUCGGCGUCGGCCAGAAUUACACAAUCAACACAUUCUUCUGGUUUUUCGAGUCUCGAAAGGAUCCUGCCAAUGCUCCCCUUUCUAUCUGGUUGAACGGGGGGCCUGGAAGCUCGUCCAUGAUUGGCCUAAUGCAGGAGAAUGGACCAUGCAAUGUCAACCAUGACUCCAACACUACAACGCUAAACCCCUGGUCAUGGAACAAUGAAGUCAAUAUGCUUUACAUUGACCAGCCCAAUCAGGUCGGACUAUGUUAUGAUGUCUUGAAAAAUGGCACUCAAGAUCUGCUCGACCCAUCCGGCGACGUGAUCAUCAGCAACUUCUCGGAGAGUGUCCCUGAGCAAAAUAACACUUUUCUCGUCGGAACGUUUCCAAGCCAGCUUCUAAACUCCAGUGCCAACGGGACCACCAACGCAGCACGAGCCCUUUGGCAUUUCGCUCAAGUGUGGUUCCAGACGUUUCCAGACUACAAACCCAACAACAACCGCGUUAGUCUUUGGACCGAAAGUUACGGUGGACACUACGGUCCCGCGUUCGUUUCCUUCUUCCAAGAGCAGAAUGAGAAGAUUGCCAACGGGACCUGGAGCGAGCGGGGUGAAACGUACGAGAUCUAUCUUGAUACACUAGGAAUCAUCAACGGCUGCAUCGACACUCUGAUUCAAGAACCGAGCUAUCCCCACAUGGCAUACAACAAUACCUACGACAUUCAAGCCAUUAAUCGCACUACCUACGACCAGGCAAUGACCAGCUUCACCGAACCGGGCGGUGUGCGUGAACUCAUCGAAACAUGCAGAGCACUGGCCGCAGAAGGUGACCCGGAAAAUCGAGGGAACAACGCUACUGUCAACGAAGCAUGCUCUGCGGCCAACGAUGCCACCUGGGACGUGGAGGGGCCCUAUGUGGAGGUGUCUGGGCGAAACUACUACGACAUUGCCGCCAUAGACCCGGACCCGUUUCCACCCAAUUACUAUAUCGGAUAUCUCAACCAGCCGCACGUCCAAGCCGCGCUGGGUGUCCCUGUCAAUUACACCAACCCGGGCGGAAACGCACCAUACUACGCGUUUCAAGAUACAGGUGACUACCCACGCGGUGGCUACCUCGAAGACCUCUCCUACCUGAUCGACAGUGGGAUCAAGGUGGCUUUCGUCUACGGCGACCGUGACUACGCCUGCAACUGGAUCGGAGGUGAAGCCGUAUCCCUGGCCGUCAAAUACUCGCAUACCGCUGACUUCGCUGCCGCCGGCUACGCCAACAUUACUGUCAACUCCAGCUACGUCGGUGGUCUCGUCCGACAAUAUGGCAACUUCUCUUUCUCCCGCGUCUUCCAAGCCGGCCACGAAGUACCAGCCUACCAGCCCGAAACCGCGUAUGAGAUCUUCCGUCGCGCGCUGUUCAACUUGGACAUCGCAUCCGGCACUCACAAUACGGCACAGAACGACAGCUAUUCAACAGUUGGUCUGUCACAUUCUUGGUCCGUGAAAAACGUCCCUCCAGCCAGUGAUCCGCCUGUGUGCUACUCGUACAAUCCGCUCGCGACGUGUACGGACGAGCAGCUCGAUAGCAUCAUCGAUGGAUCGGCGCUGAUUCAAGACUAUAUUGUCCUGGAUAAAUACUCGUCGAGCCUGUUCCCCGAUCUUGCCAGUGCUGCUAACGCUACGAGCGGCAAUUCUACAAGUGGGAACGGAACGUCAAGUGGAGGGGACAGUGACAAUGGGAACAGCUCGGGAGGAGGAAACGAGAACAGCGCUAGUUCCGAAAGACUCGAAAGAAGCCUGUGGCUUCCGAUCGGUCUUACAACUUUCGUUGUGUGUUGUGUAUGA
Messenger RNA from Rhinocladiella mackenziei CBS 650.93, 2031 nucleotides. RefSeq lists its product as uncharacterized. Gene Ontology annotation, cellular component: fungal-type vacuole. Gene Ontology annotation, biological process: proteolysis. The transcript is spliced from 4 exons. NCBI's taxonomy places the organism in Eukaryota, Fungi, Ascomycota, Eurotiomycetes, Chaetothyriales, Herpotrichiellaceae. The record is from RefSeq and is a predicted model, not a curated record. The coding region runs from base 1 to 2031 and encodes 676 amino acids. Gene Ontology annotation, molecular function: serine-type carboxypeptidase activity.